AUGGUCGACCGCAUCCAAGCCAUCAUCGAAGACGACUUCAAGCACGCGCCCGAGUCCACCCUUUACGACUCCCACUCCAUCUCAGCUGGACCACACCACCACACAUACACCGACCGCGACCGCGCCCUCAUGGCCAUCCUCACCUCUCUCCGCACCCUCCCCUUCGCCCGGCAGGCACAAAACAACUGGUACCCCCAAGGCCUCCCCAUCAGCAAAGACAACAACCUCGUCCUCUACAACCACACCGUCGGCCUCGGCGUAAAGCAAACCGCCAUCUCCCUCGACAGCUUCGUCGACUUGGCGCAGUCCUGGCUCUACGUCCGCAACCCAGCGAGCUUGUCUGGUGUUGAUCCUUCUGCCAAGAACUCGUGGAAGGGAAUUGCGAACACGCUUUCCACUGCCGGCGUCGACAUCCGCAAGAUUGACCUCCAGCUCUGGGAGGCGCUGACGUAUAGUCUCGAAGGCGAUGAUCUGACGGCUGCAAUCGACGAUGUUAUCGAAUGGUCUAAAGAUGGUACGCUGGAUAGCCGCCACGCCGUCUGGCGCGACCACGCCAUCUCAAACGCAAAAAACGUACCCGAGUCUCUCUCCUCCGACGGCUAUCCCCCCACUCCCACCACCCCCUAUCCCUCUACCAACAACCACUCAUCCGGCCUCUACACCAAACGCUUCUCCCACAAACACCCCCUCGGCCGCCCCCGCUCCCUCAUCUCCGACGACGAAAAAGCCGAACUACGGCGUGACCGCGCUGCCCGCCUUACCGCCGAGGCAGCAGCCAAGAAACUAGAAGCUCAGCGUAAGGAGAAGAGGGAGAAGAGGGAGAAAGGGAAGGGGUGUUUUGCUAGGGCGAGGAGGGGUUGGAGGAAGAGGAAGAGUAUGGUCUGUGGGAUUAUGGGCGGACUGGUUUGGGCUAUGGCGAGUGGGAAACUGGAUUUUACGCCGGGUGGGGAGGGUGUUUAG
This is a messenger RNA of Alternaria arbusti, 960 nucleotides long. RefSeq lists its product as uncharacterized. The record is from RefSeq and is a predicted model, not a curated record. The transcript is spliced from 2 exons. NCBI's taxonomy places the organism in Eukaryota, Fungi, Ascomycota, Dothideomycetes, Pleosporales, Pleosporaceae. Bases 1 to 960 code for a protein of 319 amino acids.